Procambarus clarkii (red swamp crayfish) is the source of this 846-nucleotide messenger RNA. Lineage: Eukaryota; Metazoa; Arthropoda; Malacostraca; Decapoda; Cambaridae. The record is from RefSeq and is a predicted model, not a curated record.
AUGGAUAUAAAAAAAAGGGCGAGUCUGGGGAUACUAAAUCAACCCAAGCCAAGAGUAAAAUGGCAACACAUUCUGCAGGAAGAAACACUGGCAACCAUGUUAAUUAUAUCCAUGAUCAUUAGCCAGUUCGAGCUGCCAGGUGCCUGGUGCCGCCCCCGAGGUGCCUGGUGCCGCCCCCGAGGUGCCUGGUGCCGCCCCGAGGUGCCUGGUGCCGCCCUCGAGGUGCCUGGUGCCGCCCUCGAGGUGCCUGGUGCCGCCCUCGAGGUGCCUGGUGCCGCCCUCGAGGUGCCUGGUGCCGCCCCCGAGGUGCCUGGUGCCGCCCCCGAGGUGCCUGGUGCCGCCCCCGAGGUGCCUGGUGCCGCCCCCGAGGUGCCUGGUGCCGCCCCCGAGGUGCCUGGUGCCGCCCCCGAGGUGCCUGGUGCCGCCCCCGAGGUGCCUGGUGCCGCCCCGAGGUGCCUGGUGCCUGGUACCGCCCCCGAGGUGCCUGGUACCGCCCCCGAGGUGCCUGGUACCGCCCCCGAGGUGCCUGGUGCCGCCCCCGAGGUGCCUGGUACCGCCCCCGAGGUGCCUGGUACCGCCCCCGAGGUGCCUGGUACCGCCCCCGAGGUGCCUGGUACCGCCCCCGAGGUGCCUGGUACCGCCCCCGAGGUGCCUGGUGCCGCCCCCGAGGUGCCUGGUGCCGCCCCGAGGUGCCUGGUGCCGCCCCGAGGUGCCUGGUACCGCCCCCGAGGUGCCUGGUGCCGCCCCCGAGGUGCCUGGUGCCGGUCCCGAGGUGCCUGGUGCCGCCCCGCCAAAAAUAAGCCAGGUUUCCGGUCAAGUGUUGGCUCUCACACCUCCCCCACUUGA